AUGGGGCUCAAAUCCAGGAGGGCGGCGGCGGCGGCAUCCUCCUCCUCCUCCCCGGGCGCGGGUGAAGGUGGCACCGGUGGCAUCGGCGGGGGGCGCCUGGAGGAGGAGGAGGAGGAGGAGGAGAGGAAGGCGGGGGCCGGGGACCCGGAGCCGGGCUCCUCCCUGGCGCUGGGGGCCGGCGCCGACCGCGAUGGGACCCUGCUGCUGGCCGGGGCGGGCAAGGCGGACGGCGCCCGGCGCAACAUGCAGGGGGGCAUCGGCCUGCUGGCCAAGACCCCCCUCAGCCGCCCCGUCCAGCGGAACCACGCCAGGUACCGGCGGGCCCAGACGCUCGUCUACGACGCCCUGGAGAGGCCGCGGGGAUGGGCGCUCCUCUACCACGCCUUCGUGUUUCUGAUUGUCCUGGGAUGCUUGAUUUUAGCUGUCCUGACAACUUUCAAGGACUAUGAAACGGUAUCUGGAAAUUGGUUGUUACUCUUGGAAACCUUUGCCAUUUUCGUCUUUGGCGCGGAAUUUGCCUUGAGGAUCUGGGCUGCUGGAUGCUGCUGUCGGUACAAAGGAUGGAGAGGGAGGCUGAAGUUUGCCCGGAAACCUUUGUGUAUGUUGGAUAUCUUUGUGCUGAUCGCCUCCGUGCCGGUGGUGGCCGUCGGGAACCAAGGCAAUGUCCUGGCGACGUCCCUCAGGAGCCUCCGUUUCCUUCAGAUCCUCCGGAUGCUUCGCAUGGACAGGAGAGGCGGCACCUGGAAGCUCUUGGGCUCGGCCAUCUGCGCGCACAGCAAAGAACUCAUCACGGCCUGGUACAUUGGGUUCCUGACUCUCAUCCUCUCCUCGUUCCUGGUGUACCUGGUGGAGAAGGACGUGCUGGAGAAAAACGCAGAGGGGAAGGAGACGAAGGAGUUUGAAACCUACGCCGACGCUCUGUGGUGGGGACUGAUUACACUCGCAACCAUCGGCUAUGGGGACAAGACCCCCAAAACAUGGGAAGGACGCCUGAUAGCAGCCACCUUCUCUCUCAUCGGAGUCUCGUUUUUCGCUCUUCCAGCCGGCAUUUUGGGUUCGGGCCUGGCUUUGAAAGUGCAGGAACAGCAUCGCCAGAAGCACUUUGAGAAGAGAAGAAAGCCGGCUGCAGAACUCAUCCAGGCUGCCUGGAGGUACUACGCUACAAAUCCUAACAGGCUGGACCUCGUUGCCACUUGGAGGUUUUAUGAAUCAAUCGUAUCAUUCCCAUAUUUCAGGAAAGAGCAGGUGGACGGUUCCAGUAAUGUCAUGUUUAGUAGGGAAGCAUUCUUUGGAUCAAGCGUCACCCGAAAACUUAGCCAAAAGCUGGGUCUCUUGGAUCGGGUUCGUGGUACCAAUACUAAAGGAAAGCUAUUUACCCCUCUGAAUGUAGAUGCAAUUGAAGAAAGCCCUUCUAAAGAACCUAAGAGUGUUGCCUUGAAUAAUAGGGAGCGUUUUCGCACUGCGUUCCGAAUGAAAGCGUACGCAUUCUGGCAAACCUCCGAAGAUGCUGGAACUGGGGAUCCUUUGGCAGAAGAUAGAGGAUACAGCAAUGAGCUCCUCAUCGAAGAUAUGAUCCCCACGCUGAAGGUGGUCAUCCGAGCUGUCAGAAUACUUCAGUUCCGCCUCUAUAAGAAGAGAUUCAAGGAGACCUUGAGGCCUUAUGACGUAAAGGAUGUGAUAGAGCAAUAUUCAGCGGGGCACCUAGACAUGCUUUCCAGAAUCAAAUACCUUCAAGCAAGAAUAGAUAUGAUUUUUGCUCCUGGACCACCAUCUACUCCCAAACAUAAGAAAUCUCAAAAGGGAGGGACAUUCUCUUACCCUUCGCAGCAGCAGUCUCCAAGGAAUGACCCGUACAUAGCCAAAGCAUCCACAGUAGAUCCCGAAGACCAAAGUAUGAUGGGAAAAUUCGUCCGAGUCGAAAGACAGGUUCAUGAUAUGGGGAAGAAACUGGAUUUUUUAGUCGACAUGCAUAUGCAACAUGCUGAGCAGCUGCAGGUCCAGGUCACAGAGGUGUGCCCGUCUAAAGAUCUAGCUGAGGAUAACAGAUAUUCUGAACUGAAAUCCAUCAUUUACAAAUACUCUGAGCCUUCCAUUCAUGAAUUGCCUCCAAGCUUCCACCAAGUUCCGGUGAACAAGGUUCCUCCUUUUGGCUUCUCUGCCCAGGACCGCCGUACUGGACCCCUUUCAUUGCCCUGGUCUAGUCAAAACUCUGGUAGGUUGCCAACAACGCCUUUCUCAACUUCAUACCCCGAGAGGCCGACAGUUUUGCCUAUACUUACCUUCAUUGACCCUCACAUUUCCUACCAGUCACCUCUGGGAGACCCCCGGAGUCCCCACGCAGAAAGAAUCUCUUCAAGGCAGAAACACAGCCUGACGAGAGACAGCGAUACCCCAUUGUCCCUUCUCUCUGUCAACCACGAGGAACUCGAGCGUUCACCAAGUGGAUUCAGCAUCUCCCAAGACAAAGAAGACUUCCCGUUUGGGCCAAAUGGUGGCUCAAGCUGGAUGAAAGAGAAGAGGUAUUUAGCAGAGGGCGAAACGGACACCGAUACUGACCCAUUCACACCCAGUGGCUCUAUGCCUCUGUCUUCGACAGGGGAUGGGAUUUCUGAUUCGGUAUGGACCCCUUCAAACAAGCCAGUUUGAA
This is a messenger RNA of Euleptes europaea (tarantolino), 2647 nucleotides long. It is a transcript of the gene KCNQ3, whose product is annotated as potassium voltage-gated channel subfamily Q member 3. Gene Ontology annotation, biological process: potassium ion transport; transmembrane transport. The record is from RefSeq and is a predicted model, not a curated record. Gene Ontology annotation, cellular component: membrane. Bases 1 to 2646 code for a protein of 881 amino acids. Lineage: Eukaryota; Metazoa; Chordata; Lepidosauria; Squamata; Sphaerodactylidae. Gene Ontology annotation, molecular function: voltage-gated potassium channel activity. The transcript has 16 exons.